Messenger RNA from Mercenaria mercenaria, 873 nucleotides. RefSeq lists its product as uncharacterized. The transcript has a single exon. Lineage: Eukaryota; Metazoa; Mollusca; Bivalvia; Venerida; Veneridae. Bases 1 to 873 code for a protein of 290 amino acids. The record is from RefSeq and is a predicted model, not a curated record.
AUGAGCCGUACAAAUCAUCUGAAAGGUAGUACCAUAUCAAUAGAUUAUGACUUCCCGAUUGAAAUACAAGAGGCGCGCUCUAGAUUAUGGCCAUCUUAUAAACAAUAUCGAUCUCUGAAUAAAUAUUCGAAGGUGAAAAUAGUGUAUCCGGCGAAACUUCUAGUUGAUGGUGUAGUAGUGCGUGAUGAAAUGCCAGACUGGGACCAGUGUAUAAGGAAUUCACGAUUCCCAAACAUUAGCUAUAUAUCGAAUAAUGCCGGGAGACACUCACACUCACAGUAUGCAAAUGCAGUACCUGAAAACCCUAUACCGCAAGUCCAGCCGAACCCGGCUUCGCAUAUUGUGCUUCCCAUAAAUGGACAGUUUAUGUCUCAGACGAACAGUUAUUCAGGUGAAACUCUGAAGAAUGAUACCAGAAUGACUAAUACAAACCAGGCAGCACCUAAUUGUUCCCAACAGUCGCAGCCAUACCCUCCCCUACAGACUUUACCUAAUGUCCCACAGUAUGUACCCCAUAUGCAAGCCCAGAGAAUGCCCGUGAAUUAUGUCCCUGUAGCCCAAGAUGUGUCGGCUAGCCCCAGCAUGUGCAAUCUACUACUUCCCGAUGAACGUGACACGCGUUUAACACAUGUUCAUUCUAUGCCUCAGCAGACCCGCGUGUGCAGCACUACCCGUACAGAAGAAUUACAGGCCCAUGUUCGAGCCAAUAUUACACCUUCAAUAUCCCCUCAGCAAGUACAUGCACAUUUCCCGGUAGUAUCACAGCAAGGCCAGCCUCAUCAACAACCCCCAGCCCCUGUUGUAUCACAGCAGCAACAAGCCCCUGCCCCUGUUGUAUCACAACAGCAACAAGCCCCAGCCCCUGUUGUAUGA